Molecule: messenger RNA, 3560 nt
Organism: Corythoichthys intestinalis (scribbled pipefish)
Lineage: Eukaryota; Metazoa; Chordata; Actinopteri; Syngnathiformes; Syngnathidae
Gene: tmem67
Product: transmembrane protein 67
Exons: 29
Coding region: 109-3111 (1000 amino acids)
Biological process (GO): cilium assembly
Cellular component (GO): ciliary transition zone; MKS complex
Source: RefSeq, a predicted model, not a curated record
UUUUCUAGAAGACUUUCUUGGAUGAUCCGAACAAUAUUGAAUAUUUUUUUUGUGUCUUGGAAAGUUUUGGAGCAUGUCUCUCCGGACGCAAGAUGGCGGUAGUGUUUUAUGAAGCCGGAUACUACUACCCUUAAAAAGAGAGAAAAAGCUGACCACACCAUGGCGACAGAGACGCUACCGUUUGUUGUAAAGAGAUACAUAUUUGUUUUCAUUAUACUGUUUCUAUAUUUUAGUCCAGCUAUUUGCCAGCAGUAUAUAAUUCCUUUCCAAGAUCCUUCAGAUUGCAGUUUGGACGAAUUUUUCGACAUAUCCACUUUGUCGUGUGUUAGCUGUGGUGAAAAUCAACAACGUAGCGUCGCAGGGCUGAGCUGCAUCUGCCUAAGUGGAUUCCGCACAGUCACAACUGACCUGACGUCAAUUGCUUGUGAAGCCUGUCCGGAAGACAAACCUGCUAUAACUCAAGAUGGUUUUGGUUGCAUUCGCUGCCCAGGCAGUAUUAGUGAUGAGGGCCAGUGCCAGUGCCCUGCAAGACAUAUCCUUGUGGAGAGGGAUGUCAGUGGAAACCUUUUGGAUGAAGCCAAAUGCGAGAUGUGUAAUGGAAAUGGAUCUUCUUUGUCAGUGCCAAACAGCAGCGGGAACAGGUGCGAAAGAUGUCACGCUUCCUUCAUUAAAAGCUCCUGUGCGUGUAACCAUCCUUCUGUGCUGGCAGGAGGUUUGUGUAUUCCACCUGGCAGCCUUUCCACUAAUGUCAAUCCCAGUGUAAAUUUUGCUCAGUUGAAAUUGAGCAUCAUUUCCGCCUGGUUCCUCAAAAAUCUCUACUCAUCCGCAGCAGCCUGUCUUAGUUUCUCCAACCUAACAGCGUGCCAGGCCCUCGGCAACAUGUGUGUGAUGAACAUGCACUCCUUCAGCGGCUUGAGUGUCGAUGCCUGCGGCCUCUUUAACACUGUGUUCAGAUCACAAGCUGCGUUUAGCGCCACUCAAGACAUUUCCUACUGGAGAAAUAAUCUACCUUGGCUUUACUAUGGUGAUGAACCAGGAUUGGCAAAUCGAGUCCUUCAGUCAGAUCCAGUUCCAGUUAGCUUCAUUUUCAGAGGUCCAAAAAAGAACACGGACAUUAAGCUGCUGGCUGCCGUUUAUAAUGUUAGAGGCGAGUUCCUUCGAUGGGAAAACAUAGGAGGGUCGAAUCUCCAGAUUUGUCCAGAAACACCAAUCAGACGAUCAUCAGCUUUCAGUUUUGGCACCGCUUACCAAGAAAGUUGUGAUCUUUCAGUAGCUGAACUGCUGCGUACACAUCCCCAACCGCUUUUUUAUGAUGUGUUUCUGGACCUCGGUGGAGAAGAGAGCAGAAAACUUCUGCCCUUGCCUACGUUGGUUUUAAACCAACAAUUCAAUGGAAAAUUAGUCAACCAAGAGAGCAUGAAUAACUGGUACCUGUCACGACGUAUGUUUCUUGUCGACGUGCUGAGCGGCAGAGAGAAAAGCGCAAGCGUCCUUCCUAAAGUCAUUCGUGUUGCCAACUCUGUCAAAAUAAGGUUCCAGUUAGUUCCAAACACAGAACAGGGUCAUGUGUUCCCCCCACUGAUGACUGUGGAGUACAAGGAUGUACUGAUCACUGAUAUCAACACACAAACUGUUUCUAUGAGUUUUGCUGUGGAAUAUGAAAUGGAUCAAAAUGAUGCUCAUCUCAAGACAGAUACUGCUCUUGGUGUGUUGGCUGGUUUGGCUGUCCUCUUGUCUGUGCUCAAAACAGUCAGCUGGAAGAGGAGGAUCGCCUCACCUGUCGUCGACUUGAGGACCUUGUUGAUGUUUUUCUUGUUUUACGCUGGAGAUCUGGCCAAUGUUUUCCUUGCCGUCACUGUAGGAACUGGACUCUAUUGGCUCAUUCUUUACAAGGCCCAACAACAUGCCUCAGUGUUAUUGCCGCUCCCUCAUCAAGAGGAGCGCUUUGUGACUUACAUCAGUUGUGCCUUUGCUCUCAAGGCAGUGCAAUUCCUCCACAAACUACUCGUGCAGUUAUCUGUGGAUGUCUUCUUCAUUGACUGGGAAAGGCCACGCAGUAAAGUAAGCAAGACUGUGGCAGGUAAUGGCCAGCAGAAACGUGAUCCCUCACCUAUUAGCAUCUGGAGGACCUACUUCGUAGCUAAUGAGUGGAAUGAGAUCCAGACCAUACGCAAAAUUAAUCCAACAUUUCAAAUAAUGGCAGUGCUCUUCUUCCUGGAGGUCUUGGGUUUCUCAGACUUAGCCCUGAGAGACCCUUGGCCAACUCUACAGCGCCGUCCACAGGUGUACACGCCUCCAUACAGCCUGACCAUGCGCUACGGUCUCUCGGCAACACUGUGGCUAUGCAUUGGUCUUCUGCAGGUGAUUUUCUUCACUGUUUUCUAUGAGCAUUUCAUGGAGGACAAAAUCCGUCAGUUUGUGGAUCUGUGCUCCAUCAGUAAUAUUUCUGUGUUGCUCCUACCCCAGCGCUGUUUUGGCUACUACAUCCAUGGUCGCUCUGUGCAUGGUCAUGCUGAUACAAACAUGGAGGAAAUGAACAACAAUCUAAGGAGAGAAGCUGAGUCACUCUGUGGCCAAAGAGGUCUUCUGCCUAACACGGAUAUGCAGACCUUCCAGGUGGCCCUUUCUUGUCGACUGCGCUCGCAUUACGACAGGAUACGGGACUCUUUCACCAGGCGGCAUGGACCAUCAAGACUUAUGGACGCGGCCUCAUUCAACCAGUCAGACCAAAACAUCCGGGCCUACCACACCAUGAACCACUUCUUGGGAUCAGUCAUAGAUCAUGCACACCCUGACAUGGACUACAUUGUGAGAGACAAACUGGCAUUGGAGCGGGUCAUGGGUAUGGAGUUCCUUGAACCAAAUGACAAGAGCAUCUUUUAUAAUGAUGAAGGUCACUCCUUCAGUGAUGUCCUCUUUUAUGGAAAUGAGGGCACCCUGUUGAUUUUUGAUACCUUGUACUUCUGCAUCGUUGACCUUGCUUCUCAGAACUUCGUACUCGCUGCUGUGCUUACAUACUUACAGCAAAUGAUCUUUAAAAGGAUUCGAAAUUCUAUCGGAAGGAGAAACCUUGUCAACAAAACUCUGGUGGAUGACAGAUUUCUCAUAUGAUCAUUGAUAGUGCUGAUGUUAGUCGAUUUAUGGUAGAUAUUUAUUUUGUAAUGCACUUUUUAAGAUUUCUUUUACAUACUUGUAAACUGAUGUAUAUAUUUGUCUUGUAAAUGUAUUUUUAUAGAGUAAAGGAUUUUUAAUAACACCCUGUUUUUCAUUCAUUUUAUUUGGAAUCCCAAAUACAGGGAAGAAAACCACCUUUUACACUAAUACUUACCACACUGAACAAUUGGUUUAAUAAAAUUUUGACAAGAUUUGAUUUUCCCAGGCGUAGCCUCAUCGUAAUCAUGUAAUUAUUGGCUAUGUUUUCACAACCCCAAUUUUGUUGUAUCUGUACAGUUCAAUGAUGUUGAAAAAUGAUACUCUAUUUUGUUACUUAGAGCUUUAUGUACAGUGUAUCACAGAAGUGAGUACACCCCUCGCAUUUCUGCACAUAUUUAAGUAUAUCU